Chrysochloris asiatica (Cape golden mole) is the source of this 1362-nucleotide messenger RNA. It is a transcript of the gene HTRA3, whose product is annotated as HtrA serine peptidase 3. Gene Ontology annotation, cellular component: extracellular region. Lineage: Eukaryota; Metazoa; Chordata; Mammalia; Afrosoricida; Chrysochloridae. The record is from RefSeq and is a predicted model, not a curated record. Gene Ontology annotation, biological process: proteolysis. The coding region runs from base 1 to 1362 and encodes 453 amino acids. Gene Ontology annotation, molecular function: protein binding; serine-type endopeptidase activity. The transcript has 9 exons.
AUGCCGGUGCGGACGCUCCUCCUGUCGGCGCUGGCCUCGCUGGCGCUGGCCCAGGACUCUCCGGUGGCGUCGUGCCCUGCGCGCUGCGACGUGUCGCGGUGCCCGAGCCCCCGCUGCCCCCGCGGCUACGUGCCCGACCGCUGUAAAUGCUGCUUAGUGUGCGCCGCGGGCGAGGGCGAGCCCUGUGGCCGCCCGUUGGAUUCACCGUGUGGGGAGAGCCUGGACUGUGUGGGCGGCGUCUGUCGUUGUCGCUGGACACAUGCCGUGUGUGGCACCGACGGGCACACCUACACCAACGUGUGCGCGUUACAGGCGGCCAGCCGCCGCGCGCUGCAGCUCUCCGGGACGCCCGUGCGCCAACUGCAGAAGGGAGCCUGCCCUAUAGGUCUUCACCAGCUGAGCAGCCCGAGAUACAAGUUCAACUUCAUCGCCGAUGUAGUGGAGAAGAUUGCUCCCGCAGUGGUCCACAUUGAGCUCUUCCUGAGACACCCUCUGUUUGGCCAUAACGUGCCCUUAUCCAGUGGCUCGGGCUUCAUCAUGUCAGAGGCUGGUCUGAUUGUCACCAAUGCCCACGUGGUGUCCAGCACCAACACGGUCUCCGGCCGGCAACAACUCAAGGCACAGCUGCAGAACGGUGACACCUACGAGGCCACCAUCAAGGACAUCGACAAAAAAUCAGACAUCGCCACCAUCAAGAUCCACCCCAGGAGAAAGCUGCCUGUCCUGCUGCUAGGACACUCGUCAGACCUGCGGCCUGGGGAGUUCGUGGUGGCCAUUGGCAGCCCCUUCGCCCUGCAGAACACGGUGACCACCGGCAUCGUCAGCUCGGCCCAGCGGGACGGCAAGGAGCUCGGCCUGCGAGACUCGGACAUGGACUACAUCCAGACAGACGCCAUCAUCAAUUACGGGAACUCCGGGGGACCGCUGGUGAAUCUGGACGGCGAGGUCAUUGGCAUCAACACGCUCAAGGUCACAGCCGGCAUCUCCUUCGCCAUCCCCUCAGACCGCAUCACACGCUUCCUCUCCGAGUCCCAAGACAAGCACAUCAAAGACUGGAAGAAGCGCUUCAUCGGCAUACGGAUGAGGACCAUAACAUCCAGCUUGGUGGAAGAACUGAAGGCUAGUAAUCCGGACUUCCCAGAGGUCAGCAGUGGGAUCUACGUGCAAGAGGUUAUUCCAAACUCACCUUCUCAGAGAGGUGGCAUUCAAGAUGGCGACCUCAUCGUCAAGGUCAAUGGGCGCCGUCUGGUGGACUCCAGCGAGCUGCAGGAGGCUGUGCUGACGGAAUCCCCGCUGCUCCUGGAGGUGCGCAGGGGCAACGAGGAUCUGCUCUUCAGUAUCGAGCCUGAGGUGGUCCUGUGA